Miscanthus lutarioriparius is the source of this 591-nucleotide messenger RNA. The record is from the annotation of a GenBank genome assembly. NCBI's taxonomy places the organism in Eukaryota, Viridiplantae, Streptophyta, Magnoliopsida, Poales, Poaceae.
AUGGCCGACGCCUCCGACCAGCCCCCCUACGGCGACGAGCACCGGUCGGGAGGCGACCCCCGCCGCACCUACACGCCGUACCAGACGGAGGGCCUCAGCGUCCUCUCGACCCGCGCGCUCUACGACCUGCCGACCUCGCCGGAGCUGCUGUUCUACGAGGAGCGGCGCAAGGGCCGCACCUGGGGCGAGAACCUCACCUUGUACACUGGCUGCGGCUACCUCGCCGGCUGCGCGUCGGGAGCGGCCGUCGGGCUGCGCCGCGCUGCGGCGGAGUCCCAGCGCGGCGAGUCCGCCAAGCUCCGCGCCAGCCGCGCGCUCACCCAGUGUGGCGCCGUCGGCCGCGCGUACGGGAACCGGCUCGGCAUCAUCGGCCUGCUCUUCGCGGGGGUCGAGAGUGGCGCGGCAGGGCUCCACGGCGCCGACGACUGGAAGAACACCGUCGCCGGGGGGCUGGGGGCUGGCUUGCUCUAUCGGGCGGUGGCCGGUCCGCGCUCCGCGGUCAUUGGUUGCGUCGUCGGAGGGCUCAUGGCCGGUGCAGUCGUUGCUGGGAAUCAAGUUCUCGAGAGAUACGUGCCUGAUCUGGCUUUAUAA